Messenger RNA from Pararge aegeria (speckled wood butterfly), 1480 nucleotides. RefSeq names its product T-box transcription factor TBX20-like (gene mid). The record is from RefSeq and is a predicted model, not a curated record. Gene Ontology annotation, cellular component: nucleus. Lineage: Eukaryota; Metazoa; Arthropoda; Insecta; Lepidoptera; Nymphalidae. Gene Ontology annotation, biological process: cell fate specification; positive regulation of DNA-templated transcription; regulation of transcription by RNA polymerase II. Gene Ontology annotation, molecular function: DNA-binding transcription factor activity, RNA polymerase II-specific; RNA polymerase II cis-regulatory region sequence-specific DNA binding. The transcript is spliced from 6 exons. The coding region runs from base 24 to 1313 and encodes 429 amino acids.
UGGGACUGGGGUACUGAGUGUUGAUGGAUGUGGAGGGGUGGGGCUCCAGGAUGGUGGCGGAGGAGGGCAAGACCCGGGCCACGGACUUCUCCAUCGCGGCCAUCAUGGCCCGCAGCGCGGAGCAGCGGCGUAGUCCCGUCGCCAGCUCACCGCCGUUUCUCGGUCCAUCGUCAAGGCAGAGCUCACCGGCCUCGCUUAGUUCGCCCGCGUCAAGUUGCCGGUCUCCCAUCCUUGAUGAGGAUGUGGAGGUGGACGUAGAGCAAUGCUCGGACGGGGAGCGGGACGCGUCUGACACCGCUGCAGCCUCGCCAGCUCCUUCAUCAGAAUUAGGCGAGAGAGACACGCCCUCCCCCGCCCGACCGCACCCACCUCCUGCGACCUCUUGUAACUGUGAGGAACUAUUGUCGGUCGAUUGCCAGCUCGAGACCAAGGAACUGUGGGAUAAGUUCCAUGAUUUGGGGACGGAAAUGAUCAUUACAAAGACUGGAAGGCGAAUGUUUCCAACGGUUCGAGUGUCCUUCACUGGGUGUCGAGCGGAGGCGCGGUACGCAGUCCUACUGGACGUGGUGCCAGUAGAUGGCAAGAGAUACCGCUAUGCUUACCACCGGUCUUCAUGGCUGGUGGCUGGCAAAGCGGACCCCCCUGCACCCGCGCGCCUUUACCCACACCCCGACUCCCCUUUCUCCGGCGACCAGCUUAGAAAACAGGUGGUCUCCUUCGAGAAAGUUAAGCUUACCAACAACGAGAUGGAUAAAAAUGGACAGAUAGUGCUAAACUCCAUGCACCGGUAUCAACCCCGCAUACACCUAGUUAAGGUCCGAGAUGGUGGCGGUCCCAUCACGGACCUGUCCCGAGAACAGCACAGGACGUUCAUCUUCCCAGAGACCGUCUUCACCGCAGUCACGGCAUACCAGAACCAGCUGAUCACAAAAUUGAAGAUAGAUUCCAAUCCGUUCGCAAAGGGCUUCCGGGAUUCAUCGAGGCUCACCGACUUUGAUAGAGAUCCGAUGGAGUUGAUGCUUAUGGAACAGCAGUUGCUCCGUUCUCCGUUACGGCUCUACUCUGGAGCGACUGGAACCAUCGAGGAAGAAGCAGAGAAACGUGCAGUUUGGGCUAGAACCCCGCCGGCAUUGCAGCUUUUAGCGCUUGGUGGACGUGCCUGGCCCUCCGCUUGGCCGCAACCUUUGGCCCUACCACCGGACCUCUGGCUGCAAAAACCUCCCGCUCCGAUUCGAUACUGCCCGUACCCUCCUCCUGCGCACCCCUCUGCCCAGAGAUCAGAUCACACGCAAUCCCCGUGGCAUCCAAUGUAAAAUUUUAAAGGCACUAGUUCCAAAACUUCAGCAAGUUAUAAUUCCUAUACGAAGUGGCAAAAACUCUUUACUGAACUAAAAAUAGUGCUGUGAAAAAGUUUUAAGACAAACUGCAAACUAGAUGAAAAAGUGAAUAAAUGUACCUAUUAGUUUUAAGAAACUUGUGU